Penicillium vulpinum is the source of this 309-nucleotide messenger RNA. RefSeq lists its product as uncharacterized. The coding region runs from base 1 to 309 and encodes 102 amino acids. The transcript has a single exon. NCBI's taxonomy places the organism in Eukaryota, Fungi, Ascomycota, Eurotiomycetes, Eurotiales, Aspergillaceae. The record is from RefSeq and is a predicted model, not a curated record.
AUGGAGCAGGCGGGCCAGGAUUUCUACGGAGGCGGGUUCAACGACUGGCCCAUCCUUCUACGUCCACUAUGUGGAACUCUGACGCUAGUCAUGGGGACUGCUAAAUUCAUUUUCUACAUUCUGUUACCUCUUAUCGCCACCGGGGCCAUCCUAUUCGGAAUCGUUGCGCUGAUAAUCUAUGUGAUCGGAGCUCUCAUUAGCUUGAUCCCUGGUAAAGGCAAAGAUGGCACACGGAAGAAAAGUGACGAUGAUAAAAAGGCCCGCGGAGGUGUUGAACGUCGUCUAGAGGCUGGCGAGUUUAAAAGUUGA